AUGACUGGAGAGACCCAGCAUGUCUACACCAUCGGCGAUACUGAGGCCGGCCCCAAAGACCCCGACAAGGACUUUGGCUUUGAAGGCUGUGGGGAGAAGGACGGGAGGACACUCGGUGGGGAGGGCACGUCCCCUUUCCCCAGCCCCAAGGACAAGGAACCCCACAGCCAGCGGGAAGCUGUGAUCCGGCCCCAGCAAGCGGGAAAGAUCGACUUCAAAUCCCUCCACUGCAAACCCAAGUUUGGCAACGAUGGCGCCUGGGGAGAGGUCAAGGGCAGCCCCCAGUCCCCCCCGGGGAAGGGUCGAGCCCGUGAGCGCAGCCGGCGCUCGGGGAAGGGCGAACGGGGCCACCAUCAGCUUUACCGGCUCAGUAUCGCCGGCACCAGGCCCAACCCCACCAUCGGCAUCGCCUACCCCCAGCAGAAGGUGACCCCUCCCAAGAAGCCAGAGGCAAAUCACGGCCCCGUGGCCGGCAGCUACCGCUUCCACGUGCCCAGCAUCCCCCAGCGCGAGGCCGAGCUCCGGCAAGAAGACCUCGGCUUCGGCCGCUGCUUCCCUGAUGCCGCCACGGCCGGCCGUACCUCUGCCAACUAUACCUCACAGCCCGCUCCCCCCCACGGCCCCAAAGGGCAGCCCCCCGCCACCGGCAUCCCCCUCAAGAGCCCCGGCACCAAUGGGCAGCUACAUUAUUUAGAGUUUCAGGCAAACGGGGCCGACUCCUGGGCUUCCCCGGAGAAGAGCUUUGCCGGUGCUAGCUAUGGGAUCUCGGUGCAGAAGCCCAGCUCUUUCCCCGAAGGUGGCAAAGCCAGUGCCCACGGCCUGGGGGCUUUGCCGUGCCAGUACCCCUUCCAGCUGCUGCACGACUCGGGGAAGGAGCCGUACCGCAGCGACGCGGGGAGCCAGGAGUACCUGGAGGUGGGGCUCACCGCCGGCCAGCUGGCUCACGGCACCUUCGCCUUCCACUCCUCCUCCAGAGAGUGGCAAGAGGAGGCACUGAGCGGCGGCUCCUACGAGAGCGUGUCCCCCGAGGGCAGGCUGUAUGGCUUGCCCCCGCCGCCGCCACCGUUCCUGCACCCACCGCCGCCGCCGGCCCCGCACCACAGCCCGCUGCCGUGCUGCAAGGGCAGGAGCGAGCAUCCCGCCGCCGACCCCAAUGGUGCUCUCGCCUCGUCUGGUGCUAUCGACCAAAACCCAAGCACUUUCCAAGAAAACCAAGCUGUUUUUCCGUCUAGUUUACACUCGCCUAGUGUGCCAAAGCCAGUCGGUAAGAGGCAAGCCUCAGCGAAAGACAGUGUCCCCAGCCCGCGGCUGCUGGUCCAGAGCAGCCCUCUGAGAAGGAACAUGCCACCAAACUCUCUCUCCCAAGUGCACUUUCAGAGCAAAGCCUAUUGCAGUUCACCCUCGGGCAGCGCCAGCGCAGGAUCCGUGCCUUUCGAGACAAGCGUUCCCACUACGGCACCCACCCACCCCAGGCUUGUGCAAGCCUGGGAAGGUGCCACUAAGGCGUUCUCUCCCAUGGACCAGAAUUCAGCACCUUAUUCAAACCCUGUUGGAAACCAGUUCUCAUUCGAGUGCCAGUCUGGCCCCGAGCAGAGGCAGCACAGGCAGAAAAAUGCCAGGAUGCCUUGGCAGCAAAUACACCUCGCUUCUGCAAUGCCCGGUCAAAACAGGCUAGAGCUGUCGAGACAAAUCACCAGCCAGAAGCUCCCCUUCCCCCUGGUCACGUCGGAGUGGCAGGGGAGCGGGAAGGCUCAAAAAGGGCCCCCCGUAAGUAACUCUCCAGGGUAUCACGGCAAAAAGCUCUUGUCAGCAGAGAGCCUCGGGGUCCAGAGGGGAGACCCCAACUCGACAGGCGCUUUCUCUUUCGAGAGUGGGAAGGAGCCAGGAUCUCCCGCCUGCGAUUCCAGAAGCAAAGCCCUCUUCUACAGCAUGGGUCAAGCAGGUCCUCCUCCCUCCAGGAGCUCGUCAGGCUCAGCGCUGGUCCUGCCGCCAUCAGCCUUGGUGGCUGCCUCCCCUUGUGAGUCCCCGCUGCCAUCCCCUGUCCCCAACCCCACCUGCAGCAGCACCUGCUCAUCGCUCUCCCCCAUGUCCAGCAGCCCACUCAACGCCGGCUUCGAAGACAGCCAGAUGUCUGGAGCGCUGACCCCCUCUCCCUUCUUCCAGCACCCCUGCCAUCCCAAGGACGGCAACAAAACCUUCCAUCCCUCUGAUGUCCUGAGCUCCAGCUCACUUCAUUACCACACCCUGGACUCCAUCAAGUCCUUCCACUUCCCUCCUGAUGCCCUGAAAGACGACAGCCUCCUGAAAUGCGCCCCGGCAAGCCCGUUCCACAAACCCAGCAUGGAGGUGGCCAAAGGAUGCUCAGAUGGGCUGGAUGGGGAGCAGCCUCCACCGCCAUACUCCUCCCAUCACUUGCUGGCCAGCUCGCUCAGCAGCGCCAGCCUGGACCAGCUGGAUGUCCUCCUGACCUGCAAGCAGUGCGACCAGAACUACAGCAACCUCUCCUCCUUCCUGCAGCACCGCCAGUUCUGCACCUCCCAUCCCACUCCCCAGGGAGAGGGCAAGGAUGCUCCCCGGGCAGCCGAGGGGCGGAAAGUGCUCCCCUCGGAGCCCCCCAAACCCCCCAGCCUGGGGCUGUCUCCAGACCCCCAGGCACAUUUGUUGGCGUUAAACAAGAGCGAUGACUUCUUGCUGGAUGGGGAAAGCAAAAGCGAGGGCAAGGAAGAUGCUCUGAAGGGCGGCCUCUUCAACGGGCUCACCACCAGCUCUCUACCGCUCACCGCCUCGGACCUGGACAUCGAUGAUGCCAAGCUGGACAGCCUCAUCACCGAAGCCCUCAACGGCCUGGGGUACCAGUCAGAUAAUCCAGAGAUCGACAGCAGCUUCAUAGACGUGUUUGCUGAUGAAGAGCUGACAGGUGUGAAGGCAGCUGGUGGUGGGGUGUCCCACAAGACAAAGGAAGCCCUGGCCUCAGAAAACAAAUCAAAGCAGGCAGCAGCCAAGGAGAAGGCAGCAGGCCAAGCCAAGGCUGGCUAUUUUUAUGAGGACGGCCAUCCAGGUGGGGAGCAGGUGAAGAGAGGGGCAGGGAAGCAGCACCUUCACAAGGGGAGGGCAGCACAGAGGUUGGCAGCCCAGGAGCUGGAUCCAGGGGCAGCAGGAGCAGAGAGGACGGCCAGGCUGCGGGCAGGCAGGAAGAACAGCAUCCCACCGGUCACCACCUCCUCCAAGUCCACCUCUAGCCAAAAGCAUCCCAGGAAGCUCAGCCAGGAGCCUCCAAUGAAGAGCGAGGUGGGGCAGGGCAUUGCCACCAAGAGCUCCAAGCCACCCCGGUUUUCCAUGAAGGAGAUGAAGAAGCGGAAGCCCCGAAGCGGGACAUGGAGCAAGGAGCUCAUCCACAAGAUUGUGCAGCAGAAGAACAAGCUCCACAAACUGCAGGUGAAGAGCAGCAAGCAGGCACAGUUCCCUCAGGUUGCUGAGAGGCUGAUGCCAGCUGCCAGGGAGGGCAGGUUUCAGGAGUAUGACUAUGUCUCUGACUCGGAUGAUGAUGGGGCAGAGUGUAGCAAGCCCCGGGGACGGAAGAAGCAAGGCACGGGAUUCGUCAGGAGGACCAAGUACAGCUUUAGCAAGAAACGCCCAGGAAGAAGUGAGAGAACCAAAGAGAAAGAUCCAGCCUGGAGCUACAGCCGGAAAAGGGACAGUCAGAAAAGGGAGGCACGGGAGCAUGGGGGUGUCUCAAGCCAGGGGGAUGGCGAGAAAGAGGAUUGUGCCACCAGAGUCCGAAGACGGAGCAGCCAGUCGUCCACCGGCAGCAACCACAGCGAUAGCAUGCCCAGCGAGGUGGGCACCAGCCCACCCCACACUGAUGGGGCUGGCUCAGGCAGUGAGAAGGGACGCACGCAGAGGAGGAGGCGUUCAGGCAGCCCAGCACGUGUGCCAAGGACUCCACUUAGCCUUCCCGAGGAGAGAAGCCCAAAGAAGAGCCAGAAAAACAAAGAGGACUUUCCCAGGGGCAGCAGGCCGUUUGGCUCAGCCAAACCUUUGGUAGCUGGCUCCAGGACAUGUCUGAGUACUGAACCAGAUGUUGCUGUGAUGGACUGUGCAAAGGAGGAGCUGUUGCCACAGGCCCAGGAGAGGCAGCUGCCCAGCACAGCCACCUCGGGCAGGAGCCCCGUCAGGCUCUCCUGUAAAGAGGGGGAAGAAGAACCCAAAGUAAUAGCAAAGCACACGAGUGAGGCAGGAGAAGCCACCCUAGAAGCUCAGGACUCACCUGAGCUGACCAUGGUCAACCAGAGGCAUCAGUUUGACCCUUUCACCAGUGAUGGGCUGAAGUACCAUGCAGAAGAGCUAAUUGCUACAUCCCACGGUGGUAACGAAGCUAGUCCUGGCAACGUGAGCGCUGCGUACUCGGAAGCGGGCAUCAAAUACUUGAAGGCCCAUGAGCUCUGUGACAGUCGGAAGGACUAUCCUGCACCAGUUGCCCCAUAUGGAGGGGAUGCAGUGGGGAUGAUGCUCACUGCCAAGGCGGCCGAUCCAUACAUCAGCAGCGACAAUGCAUUUUUCAAUCCCAAAAGUCUUCCCGGUCACUACGAUGACAACCUCUUCUCAAAGCCCCCAGCCUUGGGCUCCUCACACAUGGAUGACAUGUACUUAUGCCGGGAUGACAUCAACACCAGCUCCUUUGAGCAGAAGCACGCCAGCAUCUCCCCUUACACUGCAGAAACACCGCAGGGCAAGGUCUCCUCCCCUCUCAGCUUCGAUUCCUCUUCAAUAUUUGGAGAGCUUCCUGUCACCGAGUUUGAUCCACCACUGUACGAGAGUGUUCCUGCAAGCAAGGAUGGUUAUGUGACAACAUUCACUUGCCCUGGAAAUCCCCCCAGCAAGCCGCUGCCCUUUGAGCAACCAUAUCCACCAUUCAUGCCAGAGAAAGACUGGUCUCUCAUGGAGGAGGUGGCUCCAAUGCUGCCAGAAGACAUGACUCAGUUCCACAACCUUUCAGUGGAGAAGCCACUAGCCAAGAAAUUCCCAGAGGAAGGACCUGUCCCCACCAACCAACUCUCCCUGCCGCUGCCGGAGAGGAUAACGGAUUAUAACGUGACCUUUAUGAACAACAUAUCAGAUGAUGACCUGGAGAUCAAGCGAUUAGUCACAGAGCUGGAAAGUCAACUGCAAACCAGCAAGCUGGAUAACGAGGCCUCCAUCGCCCUUCAGAAACCCGAGCAACACGUUGCUGCCCAUCUGCGAGGAGAGGUGGCCAAGCAGUUUCCACCACUGCCGGCUGAGCAAGAGACAGGCCAGGAGAAAGGACUGCUUUUGGCAGACAAGCUGGACACUUCAAGCCUCUGCAUCAGGGAGAGGCUGGGAAGCGAGAAGCCGGCCAUCACGAGCACCCACAGGGACUAUGAGAGACCCAGAGAGCCCUGGCCCUGCCCGGUGGAGCUGGGCUCGCUGGAGGCAGGGAUGUGCACACCAGCCCCACUCACCACGGACCAUCUCUGCUCCAAAGACAGCGGCGAACAGCUCCGGGGAACUGCGACUGCCAAGGAAAGUGACUCUGGAAAGAUGGAAAAUGGGUCUUCCUCCAAAAGCCUACCUGGCUCACGUACACCAGACCAAACGGAGGCUCCCGUCUACACAGACCCUGUGACAAAAAGCCCUCCUGUUGUCACCGACUCCAUGUUCCCCAAGAUCCUCAAGGCAGCAGAAGCAACCAAAGAUCCCCUGCCACCCCUGCCAUGCCAGCAUGGUGCCGAGAGCUUCCCUGUGCCAGGGAAAGCAGAUGAAAGCCUUGCUGAUGCUGCAGAGCUGGAGGAGAAGUUUGAUGCCCAUCAUCCAAACCAUAAACCUGAAUUUGGCUUUCAGCAAGGUCCCACCCCAGCUUUGGAUCUCACCUUUUCACCUCACGUCAAAGAGGUCCCAGAUACAGAGGAAAGACCCUUAAGCAGGCCCGAGUCACCCAAAAUGGCAAAACACACCAUGGACUUCAAAGAGGAUGGUGGUGGGUCUGUGUUGACAGAAGAAACAGAGGAGAGGAAGAGCCCCACCACCUGCCCAGCUCCCGGACCCAGCGACAAAGCCAGCAAGCAAAAAGUGCUGCUGUUCAAUAUGUUGAGUCUGCCCAAGGAGAGUGACUGUGGCUCCCAGAAGAUGUUGGCAUCCCAGGAGACAUCUGCCAACCCUCUGCAGCAGCUCCAGCUCUUCGUUGCUCGAACAGUGAAAAGCAAUGAAGAGGAGCUGCUGAUGCCAUGCUUCCCCAUGCUGCUUGCUCCCAGCCACCCCUCUGUCACCACCCGCGUCCAACCAGAGCAGAAAGAGGAGAGCAGUGGUGCCUUGGAAGGAGAAAAUCAGACAUACUGCCCUGCCCAAGGGGAGGGGAAUGUCCCCAUUGGAGGCAACGUGGAAAAUACUGCUGCCCCAGCGAAACAGGCUGUGCUUUUGUCCGGUGGGUGCGAGCAGCUGGAGUCAAUCGGUGCGACGGGCUCUUACCCUGCAAAACAAUCCACCUUGGUGAAGCCAGAGCUCCAGAAUAAUGUAACGGAGCUGCAGCACUUAGCAAAUGAACAUGUGGAGCUGAAUGACAUUAAUAUCUGUGCAGAUGGUGUUUCCCAAGAGCGUAAUGACCUCUCGCCACUCGAAAACACAGUGGUGACCCCACUGCCAGGGCAAGGCAAGAAAGCUGAUCAGCUCGUGGAAGAGCAGGAGGAAGAUAAAAACAAAGAGACCUUGGCAUUUAAAAAACAUGAGCAAUCCCGUUUAAGCCGUAGUUUGCUGGAGAAAGAAACGCUGGGCAGUGCAGCAGCAGAGAGGCUGGAAAGGAAUCAGGUGGGACAGGGAGCACAGCCCCUGUGCAGCGCUCCCGCAAGUCCCACCAGCCCCCCUGGUUCCUCCAAGGAAGAGUUCCACCAAGAUCACCACUUGGUGCCAGAGGCGAAAGCCAGUGGAGUCGGUGCAAAGGUUCCCAGAGAAGGAAAUGGCAAGAAGUCAUCCCUCAAUGGCUGUAAUUACACAAGUGAACCUCUGGCCAGCUUGCCCUUGCUGGCCAAUUUUUCUAACCCCAAGUGCUUGCAAAGUGCUGGGGCCAAGGGAGAAGAAGUCCCCGUCUUUGGCACUCAGCUUUCAGAAGAGAAGAAUGCCUUGGAGAUGGAUGGUCCCCAGAAACAGCACAGGAAGGACUGCUGUCUUCCCUGCUGUGGUGGAACAGAGGUACCCAAAAGUACCAGUGCUGUGCUGUCAAGUUCUCAUUUCAAAGAAAACCAGGCGUGCACCAUCACAGAUUUGGUUGUUAACUCCAUUCCUCCAGAAACCCAAGAUUACCCAACUCAGCCCACGACAGAUCUUCUACCGAUCAUCAGCGGAAGAGAGGUAAAUCUGAAUGAAGAGAACAAGCUUGAAAGCUGCUCUGAUGAUGGAAAUAAGCAUCAAAGUGACACGGAGUCUUUGUCCAAUGGUUUUGUUGCUCAGCAGGUCCCAACAGGUGCCAGAGGUCUUACAGGGACUGGAGAUCUUGGUCCUGCUGAGUUAAAUGGCCAUGAGUUUUCAGAGGCAGCAGAGGUGAGACUCAGUGGUCUUUCCAAAACCACAGAGAGUGGAGGAAAGAGUUUAGAAGGGGAGAAACCCAAAACCCAUGGGACUGGAGAAGCUGGGAGUUGUGUGUUAAACAAUAUGGGCCAAGGAGAGGACAAUUUGCAUACCAGUACUCCAAACCCUUCCCAAAAUGAACUUCACAAAGAAAAGAAGCCAAAUGGGCUCCCAGUGACCUGUGACAUUUGUUCAGCCACUUUCCGGUCCAAGCCUGGCCUGACCAGGCACAAAGCUGUCAAGCACCAGGUGAAGAAUGGUGGUGUACCACAGCCCAGCAGGACCGCCAGAUCCACUUUGGUUCCUGCAGACAAGACACCAAAAGGAACCCAAAAGAUGCCCAGGAGGAGUCUGAAGACUUUGUUCAAAGAUAAAACCUGCAGCUCACAGAUGCCAACCGGCAACGUUGAUGACAUCCCCAAGAAAAUAUUCCCAGACCUGGAGAAAGAGCCCAGCACCCAGAUGCAAGAAGUGGUCAGCAGAGUGCUCAGCGACCUCAGCGUCAUCUCCUUUGAGAUGUCCCAGGAGCUGCACCGCACACGUGUUCUGCAGAGGGAGAUGAAGGCACAGGGACCGCACUCAGAGAUGAAGGGAGCAGGCGAGGAGACAUCUGGGAAGCUGGACCCAGCACAGCAAACCAGGAAGGGAGAAAAGGGCAGAAGGAGCCAAAGCAAAGAUCCUGGAGAUGUGAACAGCAAUUCUGAAAAGAAGCUAAACAGGAAAGUGCGACGAAGGAAAACAAAGGUAUUUCCCAGCAGCAAUGAGUCCAAUGGUCCAUGUGAGCUGGAGAAGGUGGCAGGUCCUCCCGCUGCUGUUCUUGGCUCCAGUCUGCCCAGGAUCAUGGAGGGCUUGCAUGAGCCAGGUGGUUGCAUCUCCACAGAGGAGCAAAACAGGUACAAGUCAAUCCAGCACUCUGAAAAAGCUAAGCAGUCCCCUUGUGCAGCUGAGCUCGCAGAGGACCCAGGUGACAGGAUGGUGUCUUCAAAGGAGACAGUCAGCAAGGACUUAGUAACGGGCACAGUUGCCUGUCCUGGGGAGGUGGAAGAUCCAAGUGGAGUGGAAGACACACAGGCUUGCAAAAAAUGGGUUAGUGGGUUUGUGAAGCAAGUGGAGAAAGGAUUGGGCAAGGUAGGCAAAGAGCAGCAUCGUGGUGCUGAUGGCACAGAGGAGAUGGAUGCUGAGAUAGGAGACAGUCCUGCAGCAGGCAGCAGCUCUGGGAACCAGAGUGGUGUCCCACAGAGUCCCACGGCUCCUGCUGAAGAGGGUCUGCUGCUGGAGACACGUGAUUCAGAAGCCACCCAAAAGGCUCCCAGGCAAGGGGCUCUGCAGACUGCACCGGGGACCAGCCCUCCUCCUGCCGAGCCGAAGCCCUGGGCGAAGGCAGAUGUGCCACCAGGCAGAGAGCAAUGUGUGGAGAGCACAGCUGUCUCAGACCUCCAGAGCUUGUUUGAUGAUGACUCCACAUUCUCCCAGCUGUUCCCCCGAGAUGACCAGUUUGUCCGGAGAAAGUGCACACGGGUGUAUGGGAAGCGCAGCAAGAAACCCAAGGCCAUCACCGAGGUAAACCUCCAGCCAGCAGGUGCCAUUGACCUCUUCACAAUCCAAUUAGCUUCUGACCUCAGCGAAAGCAGCUCUUUCUGUGUCACCAGGGAGGACCCUUGCGAAUACGAAACCAUCUCCGUUGACGAUGCCUUAAUGCUAAACAUGUGUCACAGCAGCAAGGCAAAGAGUGAAGAUGCUGCUCCUAGUGGGUCUAAAAGCAUUGCGCCGAGGUCAGACUGCGAGAAGACUGACCAAGGGAAGGAGGACAUUGACCUGGAAGACAACAUGCUAACCUUCUUGUGCCAAAACAGCCAAGUGGACAACAUCCCCAGCUUGAGCAUCUGGGGAAGCCUGGAGAAGGAGGGAGAAAGCCUCUCUGCCGAGGACAUGUUUGACCCUCUGAUGGACCUAGAGGAUGAGCAGUCGAUCAGAGAAGUGAGCUCUGAGCCCCCCGACCUGGCAGAGGAGCCCUACAAUGGUAAGGCUAAUGAAGAUUCAGACUCUCCUGAAUUUCAUACCAUUGACAUCGAGAUGCUGAAUGCAAAGCUGAAAAUGAGAGACAUGUGCUUCUUCGGCUCUUGCGAAGAUCUUCCUGGCCACGGGGAGGACAAUGCUGUGAGUUUCAAGCCAAAGCCUGGCCAGCAGAGCAAGCACAGAAGCAAGCUAGAAGAUGGGAAGCUGGGGAAAAACCGCAGUGAGAUAACCAUCAAGGCCAAAGACAAGCAGUACAAAUGCAAAGUGUGCUUCCAGUGGUUCCUGACAUUAGGGGAGCUGGACUUCCACAAGCUCUCUCAUAACCCUUCCCCUCCACCUACCUGCUACAUGUGUGUCCAGCGCAAAUUCAGCUCCCGGGAGCAGCUGAGGGACCAUCUGAAGGAGAAGCAUGCCAAAAACAAAGCCGGUCUGUGGGCUUGCGGGAUGUGCCUGAAAGAGAUCUCCGAUGUCUGGAUGUACAACGAGCAUCUCCGGGAGCACGCCACCCAGUUUGCUCGCAAGGGGCAAGCCCAGAAGUCCGUGAUGGGCCUGCCAGCCUGCUUCGGUGAGGACAAUGCUGCUGUCACCCACUUCCUCAACACCAUCAUGUAUCGGAAGCCCAGCAGGUCCUCCCGGCACGCCGACCCCAGCAGCAAGCAUGCAGUUAGCAGAGAGAGCAAGAGCCCCAAGGAGCUGCCCCUCGAGCCAGAGGCCAAAGCAAUGAAAGACCCCUUGGAAAGCAAUGUCAAGGUGAAGCCACCUGCACCCAGCUCCUCUAAAGCGUCCGCCAGUCCAUCUCCAGAGCACAUGGCAAAAAGUGAAGGCACCCCAAAAUCUGUCCCCAUGCACCCGGACUGCAAGGAUCCUUCCAGGGACUGUCAUCACUGUGGCAAACAGUUUCCCAAACCCUUCAAGCUCCAGCGGCACUUAGUCGUGCACAGUUUACAGAAGAUUUACUUGUGCCACAAGUGUCCGAUGUUCUACCAGGAGACCAAAGAGCUUCGAAACCACCUCAGUCAGGAGCAUGGGAUAGUGGAGGAGCAGGAGAUCAAGCACACCACCCUGUAUGCCUGCGAGCUUUGCGCAGACGUCAUGCACGUUAUCAAGAAGUCCUUCAUCUGCAGCAUGUGCAACUACACCUUCUCCAAGAAAGAGCAGUACGACCGGCACAUGGAGAAGCACCUGGCGGGAAGCAACAAGACUUUCAAAUUCAGAGGGGUCAUGAGGCCUGGUGUUGCCUCCAGAGAGGGCAAGGAGAAGAUGAAAGAGGACAGCUCUCUCCGGGAGGGCAUGCCACCGAGCAAGAAGAGGAAGGUUGCUCACCACAGCAGCUCACUCCCGCGUGGCUCACCAGUCCACCUGGACCACACUAGUGACCUUCAGUUGGUAGAGGCUACAACUCCAAGCCUGCAGGCUUCCACUGACUCCUUGCCUACAGCACCUGGUGACCCAGGGCCACCCCAACCCUCUGUGAAAACAGAAGACCUGGUGGGUGACUUCUCCGACCUGCUGGCGGAGAUGGAGAAAUCCCAGUUUGACACCCUGCCUCCACCACCCUGCCUCUCCCCAUCUUUGCCACAAGCUGUGGUGAGCAGUCCGGAGCUCGGCCAUAUCACUGCCUUGUCUAUCGAGGAGCUGGAGAAAGGAGCGUUUGAUGGGAAACCACUUCCUUUCUUGGACUCACCUGAGUUUACCAUUGACCUUGCUGGGUUGGCUUGUAACCAGGCCACAGAUCAAAAACUCUCUCCUCCACACCUGACCGAGAAACGUGGCUACACCAAUGCCCAUAAAAGAACAAGCAUAGGCAACAAAGAGGAAAAUAUAGGGGGUGUCCUGGAAAAUCCUCAUGCAGCCACCGAUGCCAUGGAUGGAAUCCCAUUUCUCCAGCUUGCCAAGAAGGUCUCAGAGCUUCCUGCCCCGCCAACUGAGGCUCCACCAGCCAAGGAGACCCACAAGUGGUGCAACCCCAGUGCCAGUGAUUCCUCUUCUUGGGAAGGUGCAUCUAAGGCUACAUCUCCAGAAGCUGCGUACAACUCCCUGCCCCUGAAGGAGAAGACCCCAUCUCCCACGCUGAACAGGGCUGCCAAAGAGUCAGCCCUGCAGAAGAAGACCACGGGCAGCCAGCCCAGCAGUGAGGCAGCUCCUAGUGUAGGCAGCCCCGGUGGCAGCACCGAGGAGGGUCAGCAACCCAUCUCGGGGAAGGAGAAAUCCACGCCCGAGGCUAAGGACAGCAGCACUAACACCAAGGACCAAGGCGGCAACCCAAGCAAAUCCACCGGCCACCAGCCCAGAGGUGAGGCAGCUGGCAACGCCGUGAGACACAGCCAUGUGGACCCAAGCAAAGCCACCAGCAAGCUUCAUCCCAAGAGGCGGAAAGAGCACAAGUCCUUGAGCCACCGGAGCAGCUCUGGCUCCCGGGAGAACAUGGAGGGAGAUGGGAAAAAGAAAAAAGCCCGGACCCCAUGCCCAGGAAGGAGCGAGAGCACUGGUGAGCUCAAACGUGCCAGCUGGAGCAACGCCGAAGCUUCUGCCCUCUCCCCUGGGAGGAGGGAGACACACUGCAACAAACUGGUACCCAAGCCCAAAACGGGCACCCAACUGAAGAAGACGGUCCUAGACACUUGCAACCAGAAGAAGGGAGAUCUCCGUCACGCCAAUGGGGACAUGAAGCGCAGGAAGGCCAUUCUGGGGAAGAGCCUCCAUCAAGUGUUGGCCAAGGGGCCAACACCAUCCCCGCGUGGCUCCUUGCACAGCCCGCGCGCCGCCCGGGGUGCCAAGCCGGCCAGCUCGGCCAGCUACCGCACUGCCGAGUCCCAGAACAACCUGCUAAGCCAACUCUUUGGGCAAAAAUUAACUAGCUUUAAAAUUCCUUUAAGAAGAGAUACUUCAGAGUAAUUUAUGGAAGUGACUUAUGGUGAUCCUCAGCUGCUUUCAUGGGGUUUGCAAGGGAAAAAUUAUCAAAGCAUUAAAUUCGUUUGUGUAGCAUGAUUUCUCUGUCUAGCUUAAAUGAACUUGCACUGCAGCCUCUGUGAAAUAGUUUGCUUUGUGUCUACUAAUCUACUUUAAUUCACCUGAUUUAUCAUGCAAAUGCUAGAACUUUGAUGUUGCUGAUGAUUUUCAUGAACUGAAAUUGUAAUCGCUUUGGGCAGACUGAAUCGUCGAGAGCAAUUGCUUUAUUGCAGAAGUGCUGAGGUUAUAAGGAUACUUGCAAAUCUCAGACCCUUUUGAGACUGUGUCUGUGUUAUCUUUGUACAAAGUACUUGAAGAGAUGAACUUCAUUCCGUAGACGUCUUAUUCAUAAGGUGCAGUACACUGUAGAAAGCAAAUUUUUUUUUUUGAAGAUUUUGCACAAAUAAUCCCGUACAAUUCAUUUAAUUGGGAGCUGGCCUAAGAGAUGAUACAAUUAAAAGGAGGAAAAAAAAAAAAAAAAUUAAAUUAAGAAUCGAGUGUCCUAUAUUUUGACAGCCAUCCCUACGAAUUUGUUUCUACGUCGUCGAGAGAAUAACGAACUGGCUCGGGGGCUGCUGGGGGCUGUCGGAGCCCUUCGGAGGAUGCUGCCACUCUUUGACCACUGUAGACGACGUAACCGGAGGAGAGCCGCCACCGCGAGCAAACUGCACCUUGACACUUGUGACAAACUCUGAUUUUUUAGGGUUGGGUUUUUUGUUGGUUUUUUUUUUUUUAAUGUGGGUGUGCGUGUGCGUGCGUGUGUGUUUUCUUUUUGUUGGGCUACGGGGGGUGGGGAGGGUUGCGCAACGACAAAACUGUGCCAAUUUACCGCACCAAACCGGUACUGUCCGAGUGCCCUCAACGGUAUCACUUCUAAACUCUCUUACUGUAUUGAGUUAGUGGCUAUAUAGGUAUCCGCUUUUUACUAUGCAGUUACUGGUGCUAUUCUUCUUUUGUAAUGUGAAUACAGACUUCCUUGAUUGAGAAAUAAAAGGGAACCAUUAGGAAGUAGCCGUUACCUGUAAGAUAAAACGAAGCAGGAAAAAAGAAAAAAAAAAAACCCAAAACAUUAUAAAAAUCCAAUUUUAGGGAAAAAAAAAAAAAAAUCCUG
This is a messenger RNA of Calidris pugnax (ruff), 13651 nucleotides long. RefSeq names its product zinc finger protein 469 (gene ZNF469). NCBI's taxonomy places the organism in Eukaryota, Metazoa, Chordata, Aves, Charadriiformes, Scolopacidae. The record is from RefSeq and is a predicted model, not a curated record. The transcript is spliced from 2 exons. Bases 1 to 12486 code for a protein of 4161 amino acids.